CCAACUGAUGGUGGGGACAAGUGGGGGGCUCAUUUUCCAACUCAGUCUCCCCGACACCACUCAUGGGGGAGGCACUCACAAUAGACAACAACAACAGCAGCAGCAACAACAGCAAUACACUAGCCACACCCCUGCCAGUUCUACUAACUCAAACUCUGGUGGUGCGGGCACUGUGGGGAACCCCCCGGGAUGUCCAAGUAGGAGUGGUGGUGCUGGGGGGACGGCUGGACUGAGAAGAAACUCCGUCAACAUCGCCAUACUGCCUAUCAGACAUAUUGGACCGGUGAAGUUCAUACACCCUUUCACGUAUCAAUCCCAAGUGAAGAGAAAAAGUGACUUUGACUUCGGAUUUCCCCGACGACCUCUGCGAAAUUCGGGAAACAAUGGCGCCGCUGUCGGAAGCAACUCGGCUACGCCUCUAGGCCGAGGUCUAGCGAACAGUUCCUCAUUACGUAACAAAAACCGAAUGCAGAGUGUGGCAAGAACUUUUACUUCUACAAUGACGUUGAAUAAGUCGUACUUGCUUCUGAUUGGUCGAGGCAUAGACGACACGAUGCAGUCUUCGUCAUCCAAUAGUGCUUACAAUGCUUCAUCUGAGAGUGGUUCUGACACAAUAUAUAAUGUACUUCUAUUCCAGUGAAAACGAAUCCCAAGAAAACUGAAUCCUUAAAAUCUACUCAAACAAUAUUUGUAACAUUCGUCUACUGCAGUCACACAUGAGGCUUAAGAAAAAUAGGCCCUAUAACCACUGGCUCAAGGGUC
Messenger RNA from Symsagittifera roscoffensis, 762 nucleotides. RefSeq lists its product as uncharacterized. The record is from RefSeq and is a predicted model, not a curated record. NCBI's taxonomy places the organism in Eukaryota, Metazoa, Xenacoelomorpha, Acoela, Convolutidae. The transcript has 3 exons. The coding region runs from base 8 to 640 and encodes 210 amino acids.